Molecule: messenger RNA, 1668 nt
Organism: Saccostrea echinata
Lineage: Eukaryota; Metazoa; Mollusca; Bivalvia; Ostreida; Ostreidae
Exons: 11
Coding region: 1-1668 (555 amino acids)
Source: RefSeq, a predicted model, not a curated record
AUGAAAGCUGUAUUGUAUCUUGCAAGGCAGAAAGUACCCUUCAUCGUUGUUGUGUCUUCGGGAGAUAAUAAAUCGAUUAAAAUGUAUGUUUGGCUACUAGUGGUCACCUUUCUGCAUUGGUGUGGAUUUUGUAAAACUCAAGAAGUUACAGCCUCCUUGAACAAUAACCUUUUGACAUGGGAGGAAGCAAAAUCCAACUGCACCCUCCUUGGACCCAGUGUCCGUGGGUUUUUACAAACAGCCAAAAUUUCGUCAAAAGAGAUCCAAACCAAGGCCUGGAUAGGAGCCUACAGAGGCCACACCCAGUGGCUGAAUGUCAGAGGUUGCUACACGGUAUACACAGCACAACUGCCAUUUGCAACCAGAAUUCUACUACAAAGAAAUGAUACCGUGGGGAAAUGUGUGGAAAGCUGUCCCGCCACUACCAUCUACGGGUUGUCGGAAAAUUACUGUUUCUGCAUCUACUCCAUGCCAUCGUUUGUAACCAAAUGCACAGCUCGCUUAUGUAAUGGAUCAAAAACCGAUUUCUGUGGCGGAACUUUGACAUUUGGAAAUCUAGCAACCACAGAUAUUAUGUUUUACACAACAAACACCCAGCUGCAGUCCUUUGUGCCUGGGGAAUUGCAAUGCAUUCAGGGUCAACAGAGCCGUGAUGGUGAGGAGGAUGAGUUGACGACAUCAUAUACCUACCAAACGACGCGCUGUGACCAGCUAGUGGCUAGCUAUGUCUGUCACACAGGAUCAUUUGAUGUUAUUUACACGUCGACAGUUCGGAUGAAUUGGACAGGGGCAGUGUUGGAGUGUAGCAAGCUUAAUUACAGAAUCGCUGAUACGUACACCUUUGGAGGUGUUCUUCAUCCCUCGCGCCUCAUUCUCUUCUGGGUUGGAAUUUUUCGCAGAGAAUUCACAAAAAUUGACACGGUUAUCCCUAACAAUCCACAAAUUUCUACUUUGUGUACGGCCGUCACUGUUAAUGAAGAUGGGACUAUGCAACUGUACAACGAAAACUGUAGUGCGCGAUUGCCAUCCUGGUGCGAAGUCCAACAGACAACCACACAGACAACCAAAACGACUACUUCAAAAGAAACGAGAAUAAUUACAAGACCUCUACCACCCGAAGGAGGAAAUCACAUUGUCUCCAUUUAUUUACCUCUGGGGAUGUUUGCUCUUGUUGUUCUGGUAGUUGCAAUCACAAUCUUUAUGCUGAGGAAAAGAAUAGCUACGGAAGCCCGCAAGGCUUGGAUUGAAACGAAGAAUUACAGAACGCAGAAAGACAGUCUCACAGAUUAUACUGAUAGGAAUCAAAAUGCUAAAGCAACCUAUGAUCCCGUGACAAGAGAAAGUCCCAUACGGCCGGAUUCUGAACAUAAAUAUGACUAUGCCAAAUUCAAACAAGCCAACUCUAAAAAGUCACACUAUACAUCUAUACAUAUAGGGACCUCUAGUCAAAGGACAGACUCCACUUACGAUCACGUGACUAGAGAGAAUCCAUACCCAAACAGUAAUCUGACCAGCAGUGUUUAUGACCGAUCAGACUAUAAGCAAAACAUCACUCAUUCUGAUGACGUCACUGGAGAUGCAGAGGACACAGCAUACGACCACAUAGAUAGACGCUCAAGGAAAACAAAGGAGACACAUGAUACGUAUGACCACAUGGAGAAAAAAUGA